AAACUAAUUGAAGGCUGCUGCAGAAGCAAGUGACAGAUGUCGCGCAACGUAGAAAAACACGCUGGCAGACUGAAUAGAUUGUGGUUGCAACGUUUAGAUGAAGAAAAUGCAGAAAAGAAUCCAACAAGACCAGGCCUGGGAUCCUUACAUACAGCUGAGCAGGUGAAAAAGUGGAUGCCAAGUAUUAAGAAAGAUAUUGAUUUCUACUUGAAGCAAUCACAAGUCGGCUGUUAUCCUGAGGGGAAAAUCUCCGAGUUCUCUGAGAAGAUUGAAAGUUUAACAAAGGAGUAUAAGGCUUAUCUACGUAAAUACAGAACGCUUGGUGGAGAUAGAGAUAGUACACCCUGGUCUGAUCAACCAUACUCGAGAAAACACAAAUUUACAGAAGAUGCAGCAUCAGAGUGUGAUAAAGAACUCCCAAAAAAAUCACCUAAAGUUUCAGGAAACCAGGAUAAAUCAGAAAAAAAUGCAUUUAUUCCUAUAUCACUACCUAUCAUGGACAAUGAUGAUUGUAACGAAGAUAUUUAUACAUACAGCAUCGUGAACAUGGCAAAACCUGUGGAAAUUGACAUUGAAGAAAACAAUCAGCCAUUACAAUUUAAUUGGAACAAAUAUAAGGCUUUAGAAUAUCGCAAUGAUGGAGAUGAUAACAAAUGUAUAAGCUCUGAAAAUCAAAAUGAUCAUGAAUCUAACAGUUGUCUGUGUGUGACAAAUGAUUCAAGUGGCUGUUUAAAGUAUUCAGAGAAGUGUCCUAAUACAUGUACAUACUGCUCUGGGGUUUGUCUGAAGAAUGUGUGUAACUGUCCUGUUGGAAAUCAGUUUCAAGUGAUAGAUGAUGAUGUACGUAGAAAACGUUGGAAUGAUAACUUAUCAAAUAAUAAGAUUCCAUCAAAAUCUGAUGACUCUUUACAACUUCAAGUAAAUUCAGGUCAAACUUCUGCAGGGCGAAGUAGUAUUUUAAACAGUGUCAAUUUACAGGGGUCAGAAAUAUUUUCUGAGAAUAAUUCAGCAAGUAAAAAUGUGGGAAACAUGCUUAAUCUGCCAUAUUCAGACUCAUCAAGUGAAGACGACACCUGAGAGUUUAAUAUACUCAAAUCUUGUCAAUGCUUUCUCAUCGAGGGACCAUUGGUUUGAUUACAGUUUUGUUAGUUAUAAACAUGUUGCACCGUGAAAAAAGUAUCAAUCCUACUAUGAAUCGGACGCGACAUGGAAAAUUUGUUCUUCAACCAGCAGAUUUCAGAAGAUAGGAGGCUACAAUAUGGAACAUGAGAAUUAUUCAUUUGUAUUAUUUUGGAUAUUCAAGAUUCAUUUUACCUUUUACCAAACAAUUUCAUACAUUGAUAAAAGAGACCAUGAAAAAAGUCCUAGUGCAUAUAUGUCUGUGGACACUAAUGUAAGAAGUCAUUGCACAGGCUUUUUUUUUGGAGGCACAGGGGCAAGGUUUCAAGGAAAUGGGGGUGGGUGUAAAAUUUUGCAAUUUUCAUGUUUGCUGCAUCAAAAGCUACUGUAUUUAAGAGUCUUCAUAAACAAGAAAAAAAGAUAACAAGUAAAUGUGACAUUUUAACAAUUUAUUAAACUAUUAUCAUAAAACUAGGAAAACAACACAAUAAAAAUAAAACAUUAAUAAGCAAUAUAUACAUUAAAUGAUAACAAUGAAAGAAAAAAAAAACAAUAUAUAUAUAUUAACCAUUUAUCUUCACAGUCGCUCCUCACAAUUUAAAACAAACAAGUUCUUUCCUUAUUUACAUAUUAACACUUUCAUUUUCACACUGUCACUAAUCCUGUAUUUACAUUUUUACAGUUCGGUCCUUCUAGGUUUUUCCUUGUACCAUUUUUUUCCACCCUCUCACUAAAAUCCACUGCCUCUAGGGGAGGGCAGUCCAUGCUCACCAUCAUCAAUGCAUGGAGGAAAGUGGAUUUCAGUGAGGCACGGUUCUCUGACUUUAUUUUUUUCAUAGAGCUGAAGCCCCUCUUUCAGUCUGAAAUAGAAUAUACUUCCAGGUUAUGCAUUUUUUUCAACAUAGUUUCUACAUGUAAAUUACUAAGAUCCAAAUAUAGAGAGAAAUAUAAAAAAAUUGUUCUUAUUUUAAAGGAACUAUUUAAAGAUUGUUUUUAAAUUAAAUAACAGCCCAUAAAGAUUCAAAUGAUAUAAUGAUUUACAGUAUCACGUAGUGCUGGAACCAUCUUUUGUUCAUCAGAUUUAUGUCAAUCAAGCAAACAAACAAAUUAUAUAAAAGUAGGUUUUGGGAAAUGCAGAGUAUAAAGUCUGUUAAAUUUUUAUAUGUUUAUUUCUGUUAGCGCUUUCAAUGUUUUUACAUAUCUUCAGACAGUAACGUAUAAUAUAAUCAUAACAAAUAUAGCAAUGACGUAACGUUAUAAAAGUGCGCUAUGGCAUGGAAAUAGUCCUAUCCUUAUCUUUUUUAUCUUUGAAAAAGAUUUUACCAUUCUUUUACCAAACAUCACAAACCAGAGCUUUCCUUUUCUUCUUAAUACUCAUUAUAACUCUGGGACACUGUGGUAAGCUCUUGCCUGUUUCAGGUCAAAGAUUUGAAUAUUUCCAAUGACAUGGAAAUACGUAGUCCUGUACAUAAAUUUGUCUUUAAAUUGAACAUAGAUGGUUUUACUCCAUCUUUAUAUGGAAUCACACCAUUAUUGUAUCCUUGUGAAGAUAUUUUACUAACUCGUGUUUCAUAAUUUAACCAUUUUGAAACUUCAACAUAAUAAUUAUGUUUGCUGUGUUUUUACUGAAUCAGCAGUAUCCUUAGCAUUAUAAUAUA
Ruditapes philippinarum (Manila clam) is the source of this 2777-nucleotide messenger RNA. RefSeq lists its product as uncharacterized. The coding region runs from base 37 to 1077 and encodes 346 amino acids. Gene Ontology annotation, biological process: generation of catalytic spliceosome for second transesterification step. NCBI's taxonomy places the organism in Eukaryota, Metazoa, Mollusca, Bivalvia, Venerida, Veneridae. The record is from RefSeq and is a predicted model, not a curated record. The transcript has 5 exons.